Messenger RNA from Osmia lignaria (orchard mason bee), 3790 nucleotides. RefSeq lists its product as uncharacterized. Gene Ontology annotation, biological process: nucleoside metabolic process. Gene Ontology annotation, molecular function: catalytic activity. The record is from RefSeq and is a predicted model, not a curated record. NCBI's taxonomy places the organism in Eukaryota, Metazoa, Arthropoda, Insecta, Hymenoptera, Megachilidae.
CGCAGUUAUGGACUCUGGUGAACUACGGUAUAUAUUCGUUGAUAUAAGUAUGGCGUAGGGCGGUGUCAUGUGUCACUAUUUCGAUCGAUAAUUGUUUUAACGAUAGUGUUCAAGCCGAUCGUUGAGCGUCGCCCAUUUUAUGUAUCAAUAGACACUGUGCAUUUUUCUAUUAUGCAUUACCCAUUAGAAAUUAUUCUCGCCCUAUUUACGUGAGGAAAUGCUAAUCAAACAGAACAAAGAGGUUAUAUAGAGUUCUCAUUUUGACAGGCGCGAACACCGAGCUCUGUGGUGGGACUAUAAGGAAAGGCGGUUAAAAAGUCGCACAGUAGAAGACUGACCGUCGUUAGUUGAACAGAGUUUGAACUCGUAGUAUAUUGAGCUUCAGUGACACUUAUUAACUAUUUUUUAUUUUCUGAAAUCGUAAAUAAAUACUUAUCAGAAUAAAGAUAACAGAUAAGAAAAACAAUGACCGAGAUGGAUAAUAAAGAGACAGAACACAUUGUCAUGACACCAAAAUGUAAAACUGCAAAUUCUACAACACUUAUAAUAGAAAGGCAAUUUCUAGAACCACCAGCAAAAAAUGAAAAUGAAAAUAAUGUUCACAUUGCUGGAGGGGAUCAUAAAGGAAUAGUUAUUAAUAAGCAAGCAGCUUCUGUUACAAAUGGUGAAAUUCAUCCAGCACAUCUUUGUUUACAAUUCAGAGUAUUUUUGGUAAGUGCUCAAACUGGAAAACACACGCAGGAAUCAAGAACUCUUCAAUUUUGGUUUUCUGGUACAUUGUUAGAGAGUGAACAUCCUAGUGUAGCACAAGAAUUUUUCAGGGAAUUAGUGAGUCCACAAGAAUUUCCAAGAGAUUAUGUUGGUUUUAUAAAAAAAAUAAUGAAAUUAAUGUUACACAAGUACUCCACUAUUAAAAAGAUAGAAGUAGAAUUGAGACAGCUUGAAGAACCAAUAACUCUUCCAGCUAGACCAUCUGAUACUGGUCACAUACAAUUGACACUUCCAUAUAAGAAAAUUAUUUGGAAAUCAGUGUCAACAGAUGAAACAGUUAUGGGACAAGUAAUUGAACUGACAUUAGAAAAAGUAUUAGAACUUAUUGAGUCAGCUUAUCCAAAUCCAGUAACAGUUACUGAUAUGGCAAAAGAACAUGGGUGGGAUCCUUCUGCUGUUGAAAUAAAGUUAAAAGAAUUACAAGAAAAGGGUGUUGUUAAAGCAAUGGAACAUGGAGCUUUCACUAGAGUUGUGCACCAAGAUACUCAAGUUCAAGUCGUAAAACAAAUGCCAACUAUGGCAAGUGCAAAACAACCAACUAUAGCAAUUAUUACUGCACAAUAUUGUGAGAAACUGGCAGUUGAUUCAAUGAUUGAAAACAAAGAGACGUUUGUUCGUUAUACAACUGUUGGUACGGCAAGUUCACCUGAUGCGACAGACGGAGUACCGCGAGUGAUAUGCCGUUUCGGUGAAUCAAAUGUUUAUACAUUAGGUAAUAUUGGUGCACACAGAAUUGUAUGUACAAAGCUACCAACUGUAGGUCAUACAAGAGAAGCAAUGACUGCAGCAGGAAAUACAACUACUAGAUUAUUAGGUACAUUUCAAAAAGUGGAUUUCGUUUUUCUAAUCGGAAUUGGAGGAGGUGUGCCACAUUAUACAGAUUAUAAUAAACAUGUACGACUUGGUGAUGUGGUUGUUUCAUAUCCUGCUCCUGUUAACAAAAAAUACAUCUAUGCUUAUUGUGAAAGUGCAAAGAUGAACGAAAGUGGUGAUUAUCAUUUUGAAACCAAAGAAUACUGCCCACCAAAUUUAUAUCUUCAAGAAAUUGCUGCCAAUCUUAGAGACCAAUCGGAGAAUGAACCAAAUCCUCCAUGGCAAAAGUACCUGAAAGAAGGUUUAGAUGCAUUAAGUAAUCAAACGGAACAUGAUUUUAAAGCACCACCGCCGGAAUCUGAUAAAUUAUAUAUGGCUAUUGGUGAAAGAGAUGUUAUUGAAGUUGCACAUCCUACUGCGCCCUCCGAUGCUGUAAAUAAAAGGGUGGAUGGUUGUUCACGCAUUCAUUUAGCUCCAGUGGCAUCCGGUAGACAUAUCGCUCGCGACGAUCAACUUAGGCAGAAAUUUGCGGCUCGUUUUCGAGCCCUCGCAUUCGAUGCAGAAAUGGACGCCGUAGUUGAAAGUAUUUUGGGUAAUUGCCGUGAAAGUUUCGCCGUUAUUCGAGGUAUUUCUGAUUACAAAGAUGGCUCCCGUAUAAAAGAAUGGCAGCCCUUUGCGUCCUUAGCUGCUGCUAGCGUGAUGAAAUCUAUCAUUUGCGCUAUGGAUCCACCCACUAACGUGUAAUAUCCUUAUUGAACGUUGCUUUUCCUUUCAUUCCGCAUAGUAUGUUAUGCGUAAGAGUAGUGUAAUUUUUUUGCAAUUUCUAUUUUAUGCAGCCCUUCUAUACAAGGUGGACCAACUAUUUUUAUUCAUUUAAAAUAAUUAAUGCGCUUGAGGUAAAUCAAGCGCGAAAAUUGCAUAAUAAUUAUUCAGUGAACAAUUUAGUUUUAUUUUCUUGGGUCACUUAAUAGAUGUCGCAUUGAAAAUGCGACAUAAAUCAAUCAUUUGUCUUACGAUCAUCAGAAAGUAUGAUUGUGAUUGAAACUUAUGAUAGUAAGAUGCACCAAGUGCAUUUUAAUUAAGGAAAUUAUAGUUAGUACGAAUGACUCUUUAAAUGGUAGGAAUCAAUAAUAUAGUACGCUCACGCUUUCUAAAUCAUUUCUAUAUCGCUCAAAAAUUAUACACCUAAUGAAUGAAAAUUCAUUUUGAGACAGCUGUUUGGAGAACAUUUUUUACAAUCUUUGCAUUUAUAAGGAACGUAUACCUUUUCAAAACUAUUAAUCUAAUAUUUAUAUCCAUUUGUACUGUUAUUAGUUUUAUGUAAUUUUGAAAAUUUUAUAGGAUUUAUAUGCAAAUAUUAUUCUUUUAUAUUGCUUAAGUACGAGGUUGAGAAAUUAAUGUACAGUAUCGAGUACAAUAGGCUCCCCUAAGGAAAAUGGCGUUACAGGGACCGCUUGUGAAAAGCGAUGGAAACUUGAGGAAGGGAAAGUCUCCGAGGAGGAUCGGGAAUCCAAAAAUCCGGCCAGGCCCGAGGGGGCAAUUGUCAUUUUCCCCAGGGAAGCCUACCAUUCUCAAUACUAUACAAGACUAAUCAGUUCAGUGAUCUUAAGACUGGUGCCAUUUUCAUUUGCACACGCGUAGAUUCUUUAAAAGUCUAUUACAUAGCAAAACAAUACAUUUCACAAUAUGAGAGAUCAUAAUUUUUACAAUAGUUAUAUAGUUUAAUUAUUGUAAUAAUAAGGUCCUCGAAUAUCAAAUCUUAUCGGACAGGAUCCGAAUUAAAAUAGAUAGAACCAUGAAAAGCUUUAAAUGAAGCCUUGGGUGUAGUCAGCAAAACAAUUUAAUCGUAGAAUGUGAUAUCUAACAUUGAAAGCAGAAAGUAAUUUGGCAGUAUUUAUUGAAACGCAAUCAAUGUGUCGUUAAAACAUUGUCAUAGGAAAUAUUACAUGUUUAUCAGAGUAUAUUGCCGUUUCAAACAGAGUUGCCGACUUUAUUCGUGGGUCAUAAAUGUGUAUAUCCACAGAAUUGGGAGAGCUAAAAAAGUAUAAAUAUAUGAUACCGUCCGAAGGUUUGAUUGUACUUUCAGAAAUAACAGAAGCAUAGCGAAUAUUUCUAAGUAUGGUAUCCCUUUUCAUAAACCUAUUAAAUACAACAAGUGAAAGAUAUGCUUUCACUAAAAUCAGUACAUAAAUACAAUUUAUUUGUA